Molecule: messenger RNA, 2649 nt
Organism: Exophiala oligosperma
Lineage: Eukaryota; Fungi; Ascomycota; Eurotiomycetes; Chaetothyriales; Herpotrichiellaceae
Exons: 1
Coding region: 29-2545 (838 amino acids)
Biological process (GO): carbohydrate metabolic process
Molecular function (GO): hydrolase activity, hydrolyzing O-glycosyl compounds
Source: RefSeq, a predicted model, not a curated record
UUUGAGGCGUCCCUCGAUCCUGCCCAAGAUGCCCUUUUCAAGAGGUCGAAACAAGGAGACUAUCGUCGAGCCAUUACUGGAAGAAUCAGACGGGAACAAGUCUUCCGAAGAACCUGCUCUCGCUGCGUUGCAACUUAGCAGGACAAGCUCUAGGACUAAUCCGCCUCCAGCAAGCAACCCGAAUGGAAUCUUGAUAACAGAGACUGUGCUGGAGGAAUCCGAAAGCCCACCAGCAGUGGAACUAAAUCCAAGUACAGGAACGUCACGAAACACAGAGGAAACUGAUACCAAGGCCACACUACUUCCUCUGACUCACUAUAAUACUGUCAAUGUUGCUGAGCUAUUGUCGAAAAAGCGUUCCCACGACUCCUCAGACUUGCCCUCACCUGGAACACCAUUGUCACCACCUCUGAGCAGAACGAUAACUCGUAUACAGACACAAGGAUCACAGCGCCCUGGAAGUCCACGGCCUGAAAGUGGUGUCGACAGGAAUGGUUACUUUAGCUGGAGGGAUGGUCCUGGUGCGCCAGGAGCGACAAGUCUUUCCACACCUGCAGGAAGUCGAAAGUCGUCCACUAGAUCGGGAGCUGGAAAAGAUAUCAAGGACACUGGAUCAAGAAGGGCUUCUGCGUGGGAAAGAUCAAAAUCCCUUGCAGAGAAUUAUUUCAAGCCAGACAUUGCAGGUGAAAGACCGCGUCGACAUGGAUAUUCCAAGCCGCACCCAGAGUUGGAUUUAGCCAGUCUGAACAACGCCACUGCCUCCGGGUCUGAAUGGUUCCCAUCUAAUGGCAAUUCCGCUUUCGAUUUCGGCAGGAGACGAAGCUCGGCGGGAGUCAACGGGCUUGAACUUUCAACUUCCAAUGACAGCAGUAUUGCGAGCAGGAAUGGCUCUGUUUCAGGGCCUCCAGGGAAAUCAUCCGUGCUUCGCGAGAAGACGCGCAGAACCUCAAUAAGCAAGCAAGGCCGGCAAGAGAAGCGCCAUUCCCUCUCGGAGUAUAUAAAGCCAAAAUUCGAUUCCGAGAGACGAACAUCUCAACCUUCUCGGCCAUUCGCAGACAACUUGAAUCUUUCCAGGUCAGCAUCUGUGUCUCACGUUAGUGACGAGUGGCCUGCGGAUUCACCACAGUCGGCCGGUGUAAGCAAGGUUCCGUGGACGUUUAACAGGUUAUGGAGCGACGGCGUUACUAGAGGAAUACCUUCUCAGAAUCCGCCGCGGAGUCUACACAGUAGGCACCAGUCCAUGUCAGAGAAAUCCCAGGGCAAGCCUGGCCAACAUCGUCCCUCGGUCGCAGUGUUUGAAAAAGCGGUUCCAAAGCCAGGAGUCUAUUUUCGCUCACGUCGCGUCAAGGACAAUGAGAUUGAUCGAUCAUGGCUCCAAGGGAAGAAGGAUCCUCGACAGAGAUGGCUGAACAUAUUUCCUUUGCUCGGAGUUAUUGUUGGACUGAUCAUCGCUGGUGUAUAUAUCUUCCUCGGAGUCCAGAGCGUACCCAAGCACAAAUAUUGCAUGGUAUAUGAAGAUGAUUUUUCUGCGGGCAUACUGGAUACUAAUAUCUGGACAAAAGAUGUCGAAGUCGGAGGAUUCGGCAACGGUCAAUUCGAGGAAACAACUGGAACCGACGAAAACGUCUUUAUCAAGGAUGGCAUCCUCCAUAUUCAACCAACGCUGCAGGAUGUUGAUCUCCUCACUCACAACAGUGUACUCAAUCUUACUCGAUUGGGAACGUGUACCUCAGAUCUUUGGUCGAAUUGUGUGGCUGUGACCAACACCACGAAUGGGACGAUCAUAAAUCCUGUGAAGUCUGGUCGUAUCACCACCAAAAAGGGGGCCAACAUCAAGUACGGUCGUAUCGAGGUGGUAGCCAAGAUGCCACAGGGAGACUGGCUGUGGCCGGCUAUUUGGAUGUUGCCGACGGACUCAGUAUAUGGCGUCUGGCCUCAGAGCGGAGAGAUUGAUGUUGCAGAAUCUCGUGGUAACAAUCACACGUAUCCCGAGGGAGGAAAUAACAUCAUAGGCUCGACUCUCCAUUGGGGUCCUAAUGCUGCCAACGACGCAUGGUGGCGGACAUUUGGCAAACAGCACGCAUUGCACUCGACCUUUUCCGAGCGUUACCACACAUUCGGCUUGGAAUGGAGUGAGAAGUAUCUCUACACGUACCUCGACAGUCGCCUAUUGCAGGUUCUCUACAAUAGAUUCAAUACUCCAUUUUGGAAGAGGGGGGAUUUUCCUCUCUCGCUACCCAACGGGACAGCCAUUGUCAACCCUUGGUCGCAGGCGACCGAUAAGGCAGCACCAUUUGAUGAAGAUUUUUUCCUGAUCCUCAAUGUUGCUGUUGGUGGAACGAAUGGAUGGUUUAAGGAUGGUGUUGCUGGCAAGCCUUGGGUCGAUACAAGUCCACUGGCAAUGGGUGAGUUCUGGUCCGCAAAGGAUUCAUGGUAUCCGACAUGGCAGAAUGAACAUGGUAGUGCUUUGCAGGUAAAGAGCGUCAAGAUGUGGCAACAACAAGGCUAUAAUGGGUGCAAUGACCAAGCACAAAGUAUUGGUUGAUGUCCUAGGAGGAUAGAGCCUGAUCAUGUUAAUAUUUCCGCUAGAGUCAUAAAACUUGUAGUAGAAGGCACGUAGUCGGUAGAAAGGAACUAAGGCCAUUCUGU